Messenger RNA from Populus nigra (black poplar), 2864 nucleotides. RefSeq lists its product as uncharacterized. Bases 615 to 2702 code for a protein of 695 amino acids. Gene Ontology annotation, cellular component: cytoplasm. The record is from RefSeq and is a predicted model, not a curated record. Lineage: Eukaryota; Viridiplantae; Streptophyta; Magnoliopsida; Malpighiales; Salicaceae. Gene Ontology annotation, molecular function: protein kinase binding. The transcript has 6 exons.
AUAUUAGGGUUAGCCAAGUUCCAAGCUUUACCACAUAGCCUCUCCCUUCAUCAAAUCUCUCUCUAAAAAAAAGUAUUUUUACCAUUUUUUUUUUGUUUCCCAUUGUAAUAACGAUUUCUGUUUAUUUUGGUAGCCCAAGAACAACACGCGACGUAUUUUUAUUUUUUAUUUUUUCUUUUUAUUUCCCAUUGUAAUAACGAUUUCUGUUUAUUUUGUUAGCCCAAGAACAACACGCGACAGCAAAAUAACAAGAAAGCUUUUUUCUCUUGCAAAAGGACCAUGGUCUUUAUCAAAACCUGGCUAGAGAAAGGCCAGCAUUUCCUAUGCAUAAUAGGAAUUAGGUUUUCCUAGUUGGCAAAGAUAUUGGUUCACUCUGGCCGCCGCAACAGAUUUAAAGCAUUCUCACACCUCUAGGAGGGUGUGAGGUGAUAACGAAGGUGUGAUAUUGCUUUGAGUUUUAAGGCGAUCAAGAUCAUCUUAUGUUUGGAGACUGUGCCAUGUUCAAAGGGCUUGUCUCUUGAUUUUGGCUAUGGUUUGCUAGCUUUCUGGAAGCUUGAUGGUAGUUGAAGAUAGUCAGGCCAAUUGUAGAUGUAGCUUGCGUUAGUAUUGUUACAAUGGUUAGGUUCUCAUGCUUCAAUGCUCACAUCCUUUCUCACAAACCAAAGAAAACAGCCCACGCUUUUGCUGAAGCAAAGCAUAAGAGUUUGGAAGAUUUUUCUCAAAUUCAAGCUCCUAAGGCAUUGACUAACACUUCAAGCUUAGUACUUCCGAAUGCACGAGUAGAUGCUCAAAGUAGGAAUGGUAUCAGGGAUGUUACAAGCUCUGAUGUAUCUGUUGGACAAAGCUGGAUUUCAGACAAAAUUGAGAACAAAAUCAAUGUCAAGAAUGACAUAGGAGCCCAUCAGACAAGGCUUAUUAGGAAAAGUGAGUCUCUCGGGAGUGGAUUAUGCCUUGAGGGAAGGGAUCUAUGUGACAAUGAUACUGAGGAGGAGAUAGAUCAAGGAGUAUAUAGUGAUUCCCUUGAUCAAAAUGGGUUACUUGGACCAAAUGGCAUUAAGGAUUCAGGAAUAAGCCCAACUAGUGAGGAUAUGAAAGCUCAGCAACUAGAAUCUGUUAAUAAGAGUUCUGAAUUUGUCAAGAAGGAAUCCAUAUUCUCAAUUGGUGAUUCUCAGCAUUCUGAAAAGGAAAGCCCUGAAAAUUCUGAUACUCCAUUAUCUGGUGAAGGUGGCAAUGUCUCUGGUGACCAGUCACCUCACAGCCAUCCCAUCAUUGAAAAAGCAUGUACUUUUUCAGACAUGGGCUCUUAUGCACCGACUUUUCAUAGACAUUCUUGUGAAUAUUUAGCACCUCGGUCAAGAUCCUCUGAGGACCUCAAUGCUCUAGACUUGAGGUGGAAAACGAUUUCAAUUCAUGGGAAUGAAACUCAAAAAAUGAAAGAAAAAGAAGGGGAUGUUAAUGUGCCUAAAACUGAGGAAAACAAUUCAAAAAGUCGUGUUGAUGAAGGUUUUGAUUUUUAUAAUUACUCAGCUUUGGCAAAGGACUGGAUAAUGCCAGUUAUAGACGAAGUGAACCAGGCAAAAAAUCUCCAAGGGGAAUCCUCCACUCAGCUGUGGGAAGAAUUGCCGAGUAAGGAUUUUAAAAUGAAGCGUAUCGUGGACUGGGUAAACAAACUUCAACAUUAUGAUUCUUUGGAAGAAACAAAUGGAUUGCCUGAUGCCGAUGACCCAGUUGAGGGAGAUUCCAAUGAUUUGACUUCUGCCAAUGUUGAUAAUAAGGACACUCCUGGUAUAAAAGCUGCUAAAAGAUACAUCUCUUCUCUGAGUGUCUCUGCUACCACAGCUCAUAUGUCAGACCUUGGGCUGGAAGUGAUCCCAUUUCUUAGUGUAUUUGGUAGCCUGAGGGUGCUUAAUUUAUCAGGAAACUCUAUUGUAAGAAUAUCGGCUGGUGCCCUCCCUCGAGGACUUUAUAUGCUGAAUUUGUCAAGAAACAUUAUUUCCACCAUUGAGGGUUUACACGAGCUCACCUGCCUCCGUGUACUGGAUUUGAGCUACAAUCAAAUAUUCAGAAUUGGACAUGGUCUGGCAUCGUGUUCCUCCCUGAAAGAGCUAUACUUGGCUGGAAAUAAAAUAAGCGAGGUAGAGGGUCUCCACCGUUUGUUGAAACUGACCUUGCUGGAUCUGCGUUUCAACAAAAUCUCUACCGCUAAAUGUCUGGGCCUACUUGCAGCUAACCACAGUUCCUUGCAAGCCAUCAGCUUGGAAGGAAAUCCAGUGCAGAAAAAUGUUGGAGAUGAACAACUCAAGAAAUAUCUACAAGGCCUUCUUCCCCAUCUGCUUUACUUCAAUCGGCAGUCAAUUAAAACCAGCACUUUGAAGGACUCAGUCGAUCGAUCAGUUAGGAUAGGCAUCAAUGCCCAUCAAUUUGAUCGUGGCCUCAGGUCAGAUAGCAAAGCUGUGAGAAAGGUCAGCCAUGGUCUAGCUGGUUCAAGGCCAUUACCUUCAUCAACUCAUGGUCGUAAAAGUCAACCUUUGACCUCAACUAAACGGUCAAGUGGAAGGCAUCUCCACUCACAACCAAGUAGAACCCAAUCAACAACAGGCCAUCAUCAUCAUUUCAUUGAUCCUGGUAGCAAACUCCUGAACUUUAGAUCGGAGUUCUUAGUUCAUAGGAGUCAAAGUGAGGGGACUCUGAGAGCGUUCUAGGAGAUUUUCUAUUAUGCUUUCCAAAGUCUGGUUGGUACAUUACUUUGUGUGGACGUACGGUUUUCUGUCAUUAUUAUUUUUUACUCAAAGCAGUAGAGGUUGUUGUAAAGGAACCGGCCUCUUAAUAGAAAGGUAUAUGAGAAUCAAGUUGCAGCUUGAAAA